Peromyscus californicus insignis is the source of this 867-nucleotide messenger RNA. RefSeq names its product UL16-binding protein 1-like. NCBI's taxonomy places the organism in Eukaryota, Metazoa, Chordata, Mammalia, Rodentia, Cricetidae. The transcript is spliced from 5 exons. Gene Ontology annotation, biological process: positive regulation of T cell mediated cytotoxicity; antigen processing and presentation of endogenous peptide antigen via MHC class Ib; immune response. The record is from RefSeq and is a predicted model, not a curated record. Gene Ontology annotation, cellular component: external side of plasma membrane. Bases 1 to 867 code for a protein of 288 amino acids.
AUGGCAAAGGCCAGCGCCCCCAGGUGCAAUGGUUCCCGAAAGCUGAACCUUUUGGUUCUACUGAACUGUCUGGGGUACACGCUGCCCAAUGACGCUGCUUCUCUUUACUACAGCUUCACUGUUGACAAGUCGGGGUCUGGACCGUGGAGGCACCAAGUCCAAGGCCAACUGAACAAAGAGAAUUUUAUUUACUGUGACAGUACCAACAACUGCCAUGCUAAUGGUGUUCUGGGGGACAGACUGAAAGCCACAAAGACCUGGGAACCACAGGUUGACACUCUGAAAGAUGGAGUUGACCUGUUCAAACAGCAAAUGGUUUACAUGAAGCAGGAGAACAAUACAAUCAGAGAGCCCCUCACUCUGCAGGCCAUGAUGUAUUGUGGGCAUGAAGUAGAUGGAAAGUUCAAUGGAUCCUGGGACUUUGACCUCAAUGGACACAAAAUGUUUCACGUUGACUCAAUCACUGGAAAGUGGACUGAAGUUGAACCUGGAUCCAGAUGGAUGAAAGAGAUGUGGGAGAAUAACAGGGAUGUAACCAACUUCUUAAAAAUGACCUCACAGGGGGACUGCAGGUCCUGGCUUGAGGAGAUCAAGUCACACUGGGAAGAAAAGCUGGAGCCUACAGCCUCGCCAAUUGCUACUCCAGAUAUGAAACGGGCUUCAUCCUUGGCCAUCAAUCCAAACACCUCUGUCCCGCUGAUAAUCCUCCCCUACACUGUUUUUCUGUGGUUUCUGAGGAGAAUCCGUGAUAAUGAAGGUCUGCAGCAGGGCCUGGGGCUGACUCUGGGACAUGGGGAAGAAGGGACGAAGACAGUAGAGACUCCAGGGAUGCAGAGUCCAGGAGUGAUGGAGGAGGGAACUGGAUGA